Nelumbo nucifera (sacred lotus) is the source of this 1224-nucleotide messenger RNA. RefSeq names its product proteasome alpha subunit D2 (gene PAD2). Gene Ontology annotation, cellular component: proteasome core complex, alpha-subunit complex; proteasome core complex. Gene Ontology annotation, biological process: ubiquitin-dependent protein catabolic process. The record is from RefSeq and is a predicted model, not a curated record. Lineage: Eukaryota; Viridiplantae; Streptophyta; Magnoliopsida; Proteales; Nelumbonaceae.
UCAAUAAAAAUACAAACCCCAAAACAUAGUGCAUUUGGAGUGCCUUGUUGCCCAAGAGAAGAGACUGCGAGCUCUUUCCAAAAAUUUCUUCCUCCUUAAAGAUUAAGCUUUUCCCCUCUCUCAGAGAGUGAGCCUAUCAGUCUCGCUGCAACACAUUGCAUAUUUUUCAAAGAAAAGAAGCCAAGCCCAGUAACCAAGACCAGCCAGUGCAGAAAGGUAACCAGGAGCAUUCCGAAAUCAAAGAAGAAAGAUGGCUCGAUACGAUCGUGCGAUCACGGUGUUCUCUCCCGAUGGUCAUCUCUUUCAAGUCGAAUACGCGCUCGAGGCCGUACGGAAGGGUAACGCUGCCGUCGGUGUUCGUGGCACGGAUACCAUCGUCCUCGGCGUCGAAAAGAAAUCCACAGCUAAGCUUCAAGAUUCGAGAACAGUUAGGAAGAUUGUAAACCUGGAUGAUCACAUUGCAUUAGCCUGUGCCGGGCUAAAAGCAGAUGCAAGGGUCCUCAUCAACAGGGCACGGAUUGAGUGCCAGAGCCACAGGCUUACAGUUGAGGAUCCCGUUACGGUUGAAUAUAUUACACGUUACAUUGCUGGUCUUCAACAAAAGUAUACACAAAGUGGUGGAGUGAGACCAUUUGGUCUUUCAACGCUGAUUGUGGGCUUUGAUCCAUACACUGGUGUUCCAUCACUUUAUCAGACUGAUCCAUCAGGUACAUUUUCAGCUUGGAAAGCUAAUGCAACUGGGAGAAAUUCAAAUUCUAUGAGAGAAUUUUUGGAGAAAAACUACAAAGAAACUUCAGGACAAGAGACAGUCAAGCUGGCAAUUCGUGCAUUACUUGAAGUUGUUGAAAGUGGGGGGAAGAACAUUGAAAUUGCUGUAAUGACGAGAGAGCAUGGGCUUCGACAGUUGGAUGAAGCUGAAAUUGAUGCCAUUGUUGCUGAGAUAGAAGCAGAGAAAGCAGCAGCAGAGGCUGCAAAGAAGGUCCCUCCAAAAGAAACCUAAUUCUUGCCCACUUUGUGUUCCACCUUGCAAUUCUGUGAUGAAUUCUGGUUAAGAUUAGGUGUCAUUUUCUUAUUUAGAUUAUUGAACUCCCUUUGAACUUUAGGACUUUGAUUACAUCCUCAGGCAGGACUUGUAUGAUUUGAGUUAUCUUUUUCUGUAUUUACAUGUGAGCUGCUAACAUACUUUGCAAGGGAAAGGGCUCUUGUCUUGUUUGAUUGUUGGCU